This is a messenger RNA of Nannochloropsis gaditana CCMP526, 148 nucleotides long. RefSeq lists its product as uncharacterized. The annotation marks the transcript as partial. Gene Ontology annotation, molecular function: protein-arginine omega-N symmetric methyltransferase activity. Gene Ontology annotation, cellular component: mitochondrion. The record is from RefSeq and is a predicted model, not a curated record. The transcript has a single exon.
GCAUCUACGAAAUUGGCGGGGGCUACGGCACCAACGCCCUCUGUAUCCUUGACUACCUGGAAGCGCAGGCCCCCGAGGUCUAUCGCCGAACCCGUUACACGGUGGUGGAAAUCUCCCGUUCCAUGGCCGAAAAACAGCGAGAGCGCCU